Molecule: messenger RNA, 8321 nt
Organism: Aedes albopictus (Asian tiger mosquito)
Lineage: Eukaryota; Metazoa; Arthropoda; Insecta; Diptera; Culicidae
Gene: mAChR-B
Product: 5-hydroxytryptamine receptor 2A
Exons: 3
Coding region: 436-3387 (983 amino acids)
Biological process (GO): G protein-coupled receptor signaling pathway, coupled to cyclic nucleotide second messenger; synaptic transmission, cholinergic
Cellular component (GO): dendrite; plasma membrane
Molecular function (GO): neurotransmitter receptor activity; G protein-coupled serotonin receptor activity
Source: RefSeq, a predicted model, not a curated record
CACCGUUACGGGUCAUAACACACUUAUCUAUGCGACGCAACCGCCCGAGCGAUGGCCCAUGUUGAUCAUGGUUUAAUUACGGGGAGGAGUAACUUAAUUUGCUCGUAGCCGAUGCCUAAUUUUCCAAAUUUGUUGCUUCCCUCUCGUUCCAGAUAUUCCUGCCGUUGUUCGGCAGUAGCAAGCCGCAAACCGCUGCACCGUAGCAAGCCAUGAACGACAAUAGCCCGCACAAGCGGUGACAGGGGCGCGGUGUGCCUUCUUUUCCGCAUCCCAGCAAGCGUCGGAAUCAAUGGCUGCUGUGCCUAUCGUCACCACCACCACCACGACCAAUAGGAAGAAGACGGGAUCUGCACCACAUAGCAGGCGGCUGCGGUCAUAGCUGCCAGGACUCGAAGACUACUCGUGCAAGAAACAUCGUGCCUACGGCGUGCCAUCAUGGACGUUGAGAGCUAUGACAGCGCGGACUACAAUGCCACUGAUUACGUCAAUCGGACAACACCCAUCUACUCGAUUAAUCCGGAUUUUAUGACACAGUGGAAGCUGAAGAGAAAACAGGAAAAGUUCUGCAAGCAACUCUACAAAAGAUUAAAUCUACUAAAUUUCCCGGAAUGUCAAAACUUGCUCGGCAUUCCCUCGUACCACCGGUUGUACGAGAAGGCAUCAAGCGGCGACAGCAGCUCCGGUGGCACCGGGGGCGUCGGAAGCGCGGACUUUGAUAAUCUGCUCGAGUACGGCAACUGGUUCGCGAGCAGCAGCAGCAGCAACGGGAGCCUUCUGGAGUGGAACAAUGGCAGCGGCGGAGGCGGUUCUGUCAAUGGCACCUCUCUGGAUGGCGGCUUUGUCAUCAACGGAUCGCUGAUGGGUGGAGGGGAGGGAGGUCUGGGACCGGUGCUGCCACCGUUCGAACUCUGGCAAACGGUCCUGAUAGCGAUAUGUCUGGCGAUUUGCAUAAUACUCACCAUAGGUGGCAACAUUCUUGUGCUGCUGGCGUUCAUCGUGGACCGGAGCAUCCGACAGCCGAGUAACUACUUCAUCGCAUCACUCGCGGCUACCGAUAUGCUAAUAGGAACCGUUUCGAUGCCAUUCUACACGGUGUACGUCCUCAUGGGCUACUGGGAUCUGGGCCCGUUACUGUGCGAUUUGUGGCUGUCGGUGGAUUACACCGUGUGUUUGGUGUCUCAGUACACGGUGCUGUUGAUAACGAUUGAUCGAUUUUGCUCGGUGAAGAUUGCGGCCAAGUAUAGGAGCUGGCGAACGAAGAACAAGGUCAUCUGGAUGGUUACGAUAACGUGGAUCAUCCCGGCUUUGCUGUUUUUCAUCUCGAUUUUCGGCUGGGAGCACUUUGUGGGGUACCGCGAUUUGGCUCCUGGCGAGUGUACGGUGCAGUUUCUGAAGGAUCCGGUUUUCAAUACGGCUUUGAUAAUCGGAUACUACUGGACCACGUUGGUGGUGCUGUUUGUACUGUAUGGAGGGAUUUACAAAACGGCUUAUGAUAUGCAGAAGAAGAGCGAAGCUAAGCAGCGGAAGAUGCAAUCAAUGGUAGCCCUGGGGAAUGCCAUGACUGGGUUGACAGGUCAAGCAGCGGGUAUCGGGAUAUCUAAAACGCAGAGUACUUUACUAAGUCAGGAUAAGCCAUUGCCACUGCCAACUACACCAGCGUCGAAUAUGAUGCUUCCUGCAACGUUGGCCUUAGCCUCGAACCAAAUGCAGAAAGAAGAAGCCGGAUCCAGUAGGAAAAGCUCAAUGCCAAAGCCAAAAGACGAGAAGGUGGACGAUCAGAGGAAGAGUAAAGAAGAGAAAGAAGGUGACAAGAGUGAGCGAUCUAGUAGUCCGGCAUUCGAUUCGGACGAUGAGAGCUCAGCGAAUACAAAGCAGCAGCAGGAGGAAGCGCGAGUUGCCAAGAAGCGGACUUCACUGGCUGGAUUGCUCGUAGGAGCUUCAGCGACUGUUCUGUCGAAUAGGUACAACAAUGGGGCGGUGAAAACAACGACAACUCCUACCAGUGAGCAAGGAAAGCCGAAAAGGUCUCCAAGCAAUCCUAACAAGAAUGAAGGACUGCCAAAAAUCACAGAGGCAAGCAUAAUGGACUCUGACAAUACGGAUGGGAAACCUCAGGUGUCCCCUCUGAAGCCGACGCCGGUGCAGUCUCCCAUUUCGCCAGUGGACAUCGAACCAGUGGUGGUGGCCAAAUCCGAGCGAGCUCCGGAGAUUUCCCACACAAUCUUAACGCCACCCUAUGGUUUUCAAGGUAGCCCUAGGGCUUCCGACAGUCCACCGUCCAAAUCAGACAGGCCUCAUAGUAUAAUAAGUCAAGGGGACUCGACCGUCACGUACGACGCCAUGGUCAGUAUGGACGGUGCCGACCUCCGAUUCAUGGACGAAAGUUCAGUUGUGGUUCCCUCGCCGCAGUACGAGAGUCCUCCGUCGGCAUUCGCUGUCGUGCAACCUCGCUCGCCAGCACACUCCGCUGCCCAAAGCAUAGCAAAUCCUUCACUUCUCCAGAAGGCUCUCAUUCGAGCAACGGCGCAAUCCCAACAGCCGCCUCCAACCGUUCUCCUACGUACCAUCGACGUAGGUCCCCUCUCCCCCACGGGCCAACAGAACACCAUACAGCCCAUCAAUAAGUUUAGUACAACAGUCACAGUAGCCUCUCAGAACCCGGACAAACCGGUCACCGUGUUGAACAGCUCCUGCACAAACCACCCAACCGUAGAUCAGGCCUUACCGCAGCACUCGUCGGCGGACAGCCCGAGCCUUAAUUCGAGAAUGCGAUCAAACAAUCCUACGUCGGUUUCAAGCACUUCCUCGAAUCCCAAACCAUCGACGGCCCCCGCAGCCCCGGAACAACCCACGCCAACCACCUCGACAACGACCAGCAGCAGCACGGCAGCGCCUGCCGUUACAUCACCCCCUCCCCAAACCAACGCCCUCCCACCCAGCACCGUGCAAACGCAAGUAUCUUCCUCGACGACCAACAACACCCCGAGCGGAGCAACGAUCACCAUCAACCCCUGCCUGGAGCGACAGACCUCCAGCAAGCGGGACUUCAUCCGGUCGAUCGGCAAAAGACUGAAAGGCAACAAGAAGGCCGGAUCGCUUGGGGUGGGCCGGCAAAAGUCCAAAUCGGAGAAUCGGGCCCGCAAGGCGUUCCGGACGAUAUCGUUCAUCCUGGGGGCGUUCGUGGCCUGCUGGACUCCGUACCACGUGCUGGCCCUGGUCGUGGGGUUCUGUAGGAACCCACCGUGCAUCAACGAGCACCUGUUUAUGUUCUCGUACUUCCUGUGCUACGCCAACAGCCCGAUGAAUCCGUUUUGCUACGCACUUGCCAACCAGCAGUUCAAGAAGACUUUCACGCGGAUCCUGCGCGGGGAUCUGCAUAUGACUUAAGGGGGGAUGGGUGGGGGGUAUUGUGGGGUGAAGGAUGUGUUUUCUGUUAGGCGGAACGAGGCUGGACUAGUACAGUGGAGGUUUGAUGGUAUCUUUUGAGUUUCUUGUGAAAAUUUGUGGAUUUGGGGCUGAAGCAGUUUGGGUAGUUUCUCAUGGCUGGUCUGCCAAGCCAACUAUGGAGAUUUGUCACUUGUGUACUAGUGUGCCAGGUUCAGUAGAAUAGACAACAGUCUCUGUAUUCGAAACAGCAUGGCUCACUACCCAGGGUAUACCAAGUAUUUGACAAUGUUAUCUGUAAUCCUAAAUAUCAAGUCAUGUCCUUUGAGAAUUUGUACAUUAUUGAUGCCUUGUAAUAUCUAAUAUUAGCUGUCCUUUGUUCGUUCAAAACUACAAAUCAGUAGAUUUGAUAAGUUAAGACUAAAAUUGAUUAACUCAGUUCAUAGCAGUUAAGCAGUUGUCUCAAGUUUUCCAAAUUAUCCGAAACUUCGAAUCAAAAGUUCUUCAUUCUUGAUGAACUAAGGCUCGCAUCGUGGGCACAACUAUGAUGUAUUUAAUGACGUUAUAUUGAAAAUGUGGGAUACCUUAAAAGUACAGUCAGGAAGCCAGAGUAACUCAUAGGAUAAUAGUUUUAUUAUGGUUUUAUGAUGGUUCUAAGAAUACAUCUGAGCCCAUUUGUCCUUUACAGAUUACAUUCAUCACAAUAAAAUGAUGUUAGAGAAAUAUCACUUUGAUGUCGAAUUACAAAACGUUUGUUUGUGGCUUUAAUUAUCUGCAAGUCGAUCUAUGACGUAAAUUUUGGAACCUUUAAAAUAUUCUGACCAGACAACAAUUUUUGUAAACUAUUCCUAGGGGAACCUUUUGGAAAUACUAUGGAAAAUGCUCAUGAAGUAUCCGGGGAGAAAUCUCCGAAGAAAUAUUUAGAAGAAUGUCAGAAGGACAAACCUUAUGUAAAAAGAAAACCUAGUAGAUUACCAAAAGUGAUCCCUAGAGAAAUCUGUUAGGAAAUCUUUAUAGAAAUUUGUGAAAGCAUCCUUAAAGGAGUUGAAAAAAAGACAAUGCAUUCCAAACAAACUGCUGAAAAAAAACAUGAGAAUGCCUCUGAGAAGUUUGGCAAAAUUCUAGAAAAUUUGUAGUUGCGUUGACAGAGAACUUUCCAAAUUUAAAAUUUCUGCGAAAAUUAUUGCAGAAACUCCUGAAGAAAUUCCAGGGCAUAAUAUCAGGAGAAAAUCUUGAAAAAAAGUUUAUCAAUUACUCAAGUAUUUUUUAGUUAAAUCGCCAUGAAUACCAGUCUAUCCAUCAUUUACCUGAGGGAGAGGGAAGAGAGCAAUAAUGGAUGGGAUUGGGAAAAAGAAGGUAAGGGAAUAGGAUCGACAUAAUGAAAGCGUAAGGGAAGCCUACAUACCACAACGGGUUCAGAACAAAAGAAUAUCCUGAAGAAUCAGACUUCUUAUGUCAGUUUAACUUAUUCAAGUUUUUAUCGAGUAUUCGGAAACGCAGUUGCGUAUAUGUUACUGCGGUGGUGAAAUACCAGCGUAGCCAUUCGUGGAGGAUUCCACUCUCGAAGAAAUUCCUGGAUGAAAUCUUGUUCAUAUUCUUGCAGGAAACCCUAAAAGAACUUAUUGAAAUUCCUGGAGAAGUUUUAAAUGUUGGAGAAUUAUCAGGUAGAAUUUUUGAAGUGGAAAAAUUGAGUGAUAAAAUUCCUAGAGAACUUCCUAGAGGAGUGCCCAAGCAGACUCUCUUAAUGGACGCCUGGAGUAGAAAUUUCUGGAAGUACUUAUGCACGAAGUCUAUCAUGAAGUCCACGAUGGCUUCCUAUUCUGUAGAAAUAUUAAAAAAAAAUGUAGUGUGGCUUCUGUUGUAAACUCUUUAGAAAUUUGUUUUGGGUAUUGCUUUAAAACCUAAUGGAGAAAAUAAAAAAAAAAUGUUCUUUUAAUUUUUUUGGGGAAAUAUUGUUUGAAAAUUUCCAGAAUGAAUAUAUUGAGCAAUUUCUGGAGAAGUUUGUGCAAAAGUUAAAAAAUCAUUAAGGAAGUCUGAAGUACAUUUUAAAGUAAUCACUGCAGGUAUACCUCGAAAAAAUCUGGGAAAAAAUCUGAAAACUGAUCUUGUACUUUUUUUUUUUGAAAAAAAAACAUAUAAAAUUUCAGGCAAAUAAUUACAAGAGGGGUUUUCUUAGAUUUUUCUGUAGGUUUCCCAAAAAAUAAUGUUUGAAAGAAUUUCAAAAACACAAAAAUUCCCUACCAAAUACCUGAGCAGAAUUCAUGCAGGAAUUAUGCAAUUUUUGGAAAUGAAAAAUCAUAGAGAAAAUCCAGUGGAAAUUGCUGGGAACACUUGAACAAUUUUCUGCACAAUUUUUUUUAGAAAGUGCUAAGGCAUUUCUUAUAAAAUUUCAGGAAGCAUCUCUAAAUGUCUGGAGAAAUUCUUAAAAAAAAUAUCUGGUAAUUGCCAAAGUUAUUUCAGCAGACAUUCGUGAGGGAAAUCUUGGCCAUAUCCAGCUGAAAACCAAAGAUGAUUCCUUGUGAAAUUCUUGGAAAAAAAAAUUGGAACAACAUCUUAAGAAAAUACACUGAAGUUUUUUUCUUUCGACGGUAUUGAUACCGCGUAAAAAAAACUUUAGUGUACAAGAGUAAUUACAGAAAUGAUUCCCGAAACGAGAAAGGAUUCGAAUCUAGGACAAUUCCUGGAAAAUCUGGGUGAAAUGCUUUGCAAAAUUUCUGAAAAGUAACACCUGAGGGAAUUCCCAAAGAAAUUUUUGAAACAAUUCCAAAUGGAUUUCAUGAAAGUUGAAAGUAAUUCUUGAGACAUCUUUAAUCGAAUUUGUGAAAAUUUCAACAUGGAUUUUUUUUUGUAGACAUUUCUGGAAGAGUACAUCGAAGAAUGUUUUGGCACAUCAUCAAAAACACGUCCGGAAAAGUUCCUGUAGAAAACUGUGAAGAAUUUUUCGACGAAAUUAGUGAAGCAAUUUCUGGAAAACAUUCUAGAGGAAUUAUUGGUAGAAUCUCUAGUGCAAGUCCUGGGGAUAUUUGAUGAAAAAAUACUGAAGGAGUCGAGAAAUUUCGAAACGAACCCAUAGGAUAAUUUUUUUUAAAAAUCAUAGAAAAAUCCCGAAGAUAAUGUUUAACGAAAUUCCCUGGUCAACCCCUAGAGGAAUUCCUUGUGAUAUUCCUUAAAUAAUUCCUGAGAAACUUCCUGGAGAAACUUUAAGUCAAACUUCUCAGCGAACUACUGAGAAAAUUUUGAGGAUUUUCCAAAGGAAUUCCUAAAUGAAUUUCUGCAAGACUGCCGGGAAAAAAUCCUGGAGGAAUGCAUGGAGAAAUUCCUGGAAGAACUCUUCAAGGACCUCCUUGUAAAGAUCCAUGAGCAAUUUUAGGCAAAUUCUCCUUCUGAAGAAACUUUUCAGAACUUCCUUGUGCAAGUUGUUGAGGAAUUUCUUAAGAAAUUCUUAGAGAAAUUCCAGAAGGAAUUCCCGAAGGAAUUCCUGGAGUAAUUUCGGAAGAAUUAUUGGAGGAAUUUCCGGGGGAAUGCCUGAGAGAAUUCACUGAGGAUUUGUCGGAGAAAUUCCUGGACGAAUUCCUGGAGAAGUUCUUGGAAUUGUCAGAGGAAUUCUUGAAAGAACUCCCGGAGAAAUUCCGAAAGGAAUCCUGGAAUUUCCCGGAGGGAUUCUAGGAGGAAUUCUUGAAAGAAUUUUGAAGGAAUUUCUGGAAGAAUUCUUGCAGGAAUUCCGGGAGAAAUGACAUGUGGAAUUCCUGGAGGCAUUUCCUGAGGAAUUCUUGGAGAAAUUCAUGGAGGAAUCCCUAGAGGAAUUCCUGGAGGAAUUCUUAGAAUAAUUCCCAUAGGAAUUUCUGGAGUAAUUCCCAGAGAAAUUCCAGGAGGAAUCCUUACAGGUGUGUCUGUAGAAAUCCCUGGAGGAAUUCUGGGAGAAUCUCUAGAGGAAUUCCUGGAGGAAUUCCCGGAACAAAUCCUGUAGAAAUUCCCAGAGGAAUUCUUGGGGGAGUUCCCAGAUUGAUUCCUGGAGAAAUUCCUAGAGAAAUUUUUGGAGGUUUUCCAGGAGGAAUUCUUGGAGGAAUUUUCAGAUGAAUUCCCAGAGGAAUUUCUGGAGGAAUUCCAAGAGGAAUUAAUGGAAAACUUUUCAGAGCAAUUAAUGGAGAAGUUCUGGAGGAAUUCCCAGAGAAAUUUCUGGAGGAAUUCUUGGAAUGAUUUCCAGGGGAAUUACUGGAUAAAUUCCCAGAGAAAUUCCUGGAAGGAUCCCUAGAGGAAUUUCCAGAGGAAUUCCUGAAGGAAUUCCAAGAGGAAUUAUUGGAAAAAUUUUCAGAGCAAUUUAUGGAGAAGUUCUGGAGGAAUUCUAAGAGCAUUCCCAGAAAAACUCCUGGAAGAAUUCCCAGAGAAAUUCCUGGAGGAAUUUCCAGAUAAAUCCCCAGUGGAAUUCCCUGAGGAAUUCCCAGAUGGAUUCCACGAGGAAUUCCCGGAGGAAUUCACAGAGGAAUCCCCAUAAUAACUCCUGGAGAAAUUCCCAGAGUAGUUACUGGAGGAAUUUCCAGAGUAAUUCCUGCAGAAAUACCUAGAGGAAUUCUCAGAAUAAUUCAUGGAGGAAUUCCCAGAGAAAUUCCUAUAGGAGUUCCUUGAAGAUUUCCUGGAAAAAUUUAUGGAUCAAUCCCUAGAGGAAUUCCCGCAGGGAUUCCUGGAAAAUUCUUUGAGGAACUUCCAGAGGAAUUUCCAGAGGAAUUCUCAGAGAAAUUCCUUGAAGAAUCCCUAGAGGAAUUCUCAGAGGAAUUAAUGGGGGAAUUUCUAGAGGAAUUCCUGGAGGAAAUUCUAGAGAAAUUCCAGGAGGAAUUUCCAAAGAAAUUCCUGUAGAAAUUCCCAGUGGAAUUCCCAGGGGUAUUCCAAAAGGGAUUCCCAGAGGGAUUCCCGGGGGAAUUCUCAGAGGAAUUGGCAGAAUA